This is a messenger RNA of Triticum turgidum subsp. durum (durum wheat), 672 nucleotides long. The record is from the annotation of a GenBank genome assembly. Lineage: Eukaryota; Viridiplantae; Streptophyta; Magnoliopsida; Poales; Poaceae.
AUGACCCUUAUAAUUCUCCCCCGGCCGUCUACUCUUCCGCAGCUCCGCCACCAUCCCCGCCUUCCUCUCUCUCUCCUCCUGUCCACUCUUUCGCGAGAUACGUACGAGCCUAGGACAGCCAUGAAGUUCUUCGGUUCCUCCACGUCCAAGAAGGAGAACAAGGGGAAGAAGAGAUCCAAAAGGAGCGGCAACGGCGGCUCCUUCGCCUCCACCGCGUCGCCGUCGGCAUCAGAUGACCAGUCUGUCACAACGCCGAGAUCCGUCCUGCCGUCGUCUUCGGGGCUGGCGGCACCGUCCGGCUCCGGGACGACCAAGAAACCGGCCCUGGUCGCCGUGACGCGGUUGGAGUUGGAGGUGGCGCUGCGUACGGUCGUGUCGACAGAGGAGGAGCUGGCCGCGAUGCUCGCCGAGGCGGAGGCCGGCCUCGCGCUUGAGGGGAUCGUGGCCGCGGAGGUCGCGGACGAGGGCGAGCUGAGGGACACAUUUGCGGUGUUUGACGCUGACGGGGACGGGAGGAUCUCCGCCAAGGAGCUCCGUGCCGUGUUGGCCUCCCUCGGCGACGAGCGGUGUUCCGUCGAGGACUGCCGCCGCAUGAUCGGCGGCGUCGACACCGACGGCGACGGCUUCGUCUGCUUCAACGAGUUUACGCGCAUGAUGAUGCUUGCGCCGUGA